GCGCUUGCUGGUGCUGCUGCUGGAGGCGGCGGUGGCGGAGGAGGAGGAGGAGGAGGAAGAGGCGGCGGCGGCGGCGCAGGAGGAGGCGGCAGGGGCGGGCGGCCCGCACCAGCCAUGCCGAAUAAAAACAAGAAGGAGAAAGAACCAGCAAAAUCGGGGAAAAGUGGAAAAAGUACAAAAGAAGGACAAGAUGCUGUAGAACAGGAGAUUUCCAUCAAGAAAAACAGCAUUAUUCCUUCCCAAACUACAUUGUCUAAAAUGAAACUACCUACUCCACAACCUAUAGUGAAAAAAGAAAAACGCCUAAGUACUUCAAGGUUUAAUGUUAGCAAUAACAGGGAACUACAAAAACUACCAGCUUUAAAAGAUGUACCUCCUGCUGAUCAAGAGAAGCUUUUUAUCCAGAAGUUGCGUCAAUGUUGUGUCCUCUUUGAUUUUGUUUCUGAUCCACUAAGUGAUCUAAAGUGGAAGGAAGUAAAACGAGCUGCUUUAAGUGAAAUGGUAGAAUAUAUCACACACAAUCGAAAUGUGAUCACAGAGCCCAUUUACCCCGAAGUAGUACAUAUGUUUGCAGUUAAUAUGUUUCGAACAUUACCACCAUCAUCCAAUCCUACGGGAGCAGAAUUUGAUCCAGAGGAAGAUGAACCAACACUAGAAGCAGCCUGGCCUCAUUUACAGCUUGUUUAUGAAUUUUUCUUAAGAUUUUUAGAAUCUCCAGAUUUCCAACCUAAUAUAGCAAAGAAAUAUAUUGAUCAGAAGUUUGUAUUGCAGCUUUUAGAGCUCUUUGACAGUGAAGAUCCUCGGGAAAGAGAUUUUCUUAAAACUACUCUUCACAGAAUCUAUGGAAAAUUCUUAGGCUUAAGAGCUUACAUCAGGAAGCAGAUUAAUAAUAUAUUUUAUAGGUUUAUUUAUGAAACAGAGCAUCACAAUGGCAUAGCAGAAUUACUGGAAAUAUUGGGAAGCAUAAUAAAUGGAUUUGCCUUACCAUUAAAAGAAGAGCACAAGAUUUUCUUAUUGAAGGUGUUAUUACCUUUGCACAAAGUGAAAUCACUGAGUGUCUACCAUCCUCAGCUGGCAUACUGUGUAGUUCAAUUUUUAGAAAAGGACAGCACACUUACUGAACCAGUGGUGAUGGCACUUCUUAAAUACUGGCCAAAGACGCAUAGCCCAAAAGAAGUCAUGUUCUUAAAUGAAUUAGAGGAAAUUUUAGAUGUUAUUGAACCAUCUGAAUUUGUAAAGGUCAUGGAACCUCUUUUCAGACAACUAGCCAAAUGUGUUUCCAGCCCACAUUUCCAGGUGGCAGAGCGGGCACUGUAUUACUGGAAUAAUGAAUAUAUUAUGAGUUUAAUCAGUGACAAUGCAGCAAAGAUUCUGCCCAUCAUGUUUCCAUCUUUGUACCGUAAUUCAAAGACCCAUUGGAAUAAAACAAUACAUGGCUUGAUAUAUAAUGCAUUGAAACUCUUCAUGGAGAUGAACCAAAAACUGUUUGAUGACUGCACGCAACAAUUUAAAGCAGAGAAAAUGAAAGAGAAACUUAAACUGAAGGAACGAGAAGAAGCAUGGGUUAAAAUAGAAAAUCUAGCCAAAUCAAAUCCCCAGUACACAGUGUAUAGUGAAGCCAGUUCCCUGAAUCUUCCAGUUGCAAUGGAAACAGAUGGGCCUUUAUAUGAAGAUUUACAGAUGCUGAGAAAGACAGUCAAUGAAGAGUCACGUCAGGCACAGAAAGAUCAGAAAAAGGAUCGUCCUCUUGUGCGACGCAAGUCAGAACUGCCUCAGGAUAUCUAUACCAUGAAAGCCUUGGAAUCCCAUUGCAGAGCUGAUGAGAUAAUAUCACAUGAUGGGCAUUAGCUUAUUACCAUGGAAUAUAUGGGGAGGAGGCAUAAUUAUUUUUGACUUAAUAGAAAAUACAUACAUCUUGUGCCAUACAAAUCAGUUGUACUCAAAGUCAAAAGCUUUCUUCAACCCAGUUCUGUAGGCAAUAAUUUAAUUCAGCAUACAGCUCAAGAUCAGUAGUUCAAACAAUGGUAAAUUAUCGGGCUCCAUUUUCAGAACCAUGGGUUGAUAAGUAUUAAAUGACCACAUUAUUCAGGUGGUGGUGCCGCCAUAACCCCAGCAUAUUCUAAAUUAUGAGUAUUUUAGUUAAACAUUAGAGCCAAAUAGAAAAGCACCCUGAUCAUAAUCAACUUCAUAUUCCAACAGAAUUUGUAAACAUUAAAAAUAGCUGGUACUAUGAUAAUGUCAAAUGUUUCAGAAUUGAAAGUACCUUUAAAGUAUUACACAUUUUAAGACUUUACAACCUUGAAAUUAUUUCCACAUUGUUCUAUACCAGCAGUUUUUAAAGUACAUGAAAAUGAUUCUUUCAUAUUUUAACAGAACUUACAAAAAGUUGACUUAUGACAAUCCUUCAGUCACUGUUGUUUUUCUAUGUUAUUUCUUUACUUUGGAUAGAGACAUGUGUAUCGUGUCUUAGUAGUUUUACAUAUAUCUAAAGCCAUAUCUUCGGAUCUUUAAUACAACACCAGUAUUCCAGGAGUAAAAAGGUAGAAGAAAUUUGUUUUCCUAAGAGCUUUUUCUGUCUACCUUAACUGGAAUUGGAUUAAAUUUUUUAAAGUGUUUCAUUUUCCAAAUUUUACUUUGCUUUUAAAUGAACAUUGUUGCCCCUUAUCAAGGCUCUUGAACCUUAAUAAAAUAUUUGGGCUCUAAGAGUUCAGAAUUUUGUAGAAAAGUUAGAAUAAAGUCAUUUUAAAUUGAAUCAUUCUCGGCUAGCCCAAUCUGCUGCCUUCCAGCAAAAAUAAACAUCAGUUAUAUAAUGUGCCAGGUGUUAAAAUGACAUUGUUCUAUGUCUUUAAAUAAGCAUUGGUCUCAGAGCUUAUAGGAAGCAACAGUGAUGAUAAUUUUACAUAAAUGUAUAUUUUUUUUCUGUUGAAAAGAGCACACAUGUUACAAAUACACCUCACAAGUAAAAUGAAAAUGCAUCUGUUUCCAUUGAACUUCAAAUGCUGCUAUAUAUUCCACAAACUUACUUGCAUGUAAUGUACUUUUUGUUUUAAAUGGAACAGCACGAGGGAGGGGAGGGAGGGAACUCUAACUUAGUGCUUUGUCUAUUUUUUAUUUUCUCUCAGGGUGGCCAGUAUUUUGACUUAUUUAUCCUGCUUGAAAGCUGUUUGAGAUGUGUUCUGCUAUUCUAAAUGGGUGGUAUUAGUUUCUUUUGUCUCUGACAGUAAGAUGAUAUAACUUGCAAUGUUAAAUGUCAAUGCAUAAGAAGAUAAUGUGGCUUCUUUAAAAAAAUUUUUUUGUUCAACAAUAAAAUGAGGUCUCCUGCAUCCAUAAAAGACAUUGUGAAAAGCAGACAUAUAAAUAACUUGUGCAGAUGUAGUGCCUGCUAUCUGUCAGUUUCAUUUAAAAUCCAUUUCCACUGUUUUAUUUCUUUUUGUUUCGGAGGAAAAUCAUUUGGGGGGAGGGGAUUUAUUGUAAUGAGAGAGAACUAAUUAAAAGAUUACCCCUGCUUUAAAGUGGAAAAGUCCACUUUGUAAGAACAAAUAUUUCCUGUGAAACUUGAAAUGUAUCUGCUUUACCAUUAUGAAAAUCUAUAAUUUAAAAAAAAGUUUAGAUGCCUUCUCCUUUUGAGGGAAAAAGGGUGCUUUUUUAUUGUAUAAAGCAGUGUCUUAUGUAUUUUGAUAUACCAUUGUUUGAACUUCCAUCUUUAGCUGGUAGAUUAUCAAUAGAUUUGAUUUGGGGUGUUCACUAUGUUUGUGCAAAAGAUUUCUGGAAAGAGGUAAUCUCCUUUUUUGCUCUAGAGGAAAAAAGCAUAUAUAUCAAUGUUUGGUUGAUUAUGUAAAAGCUCAGCUUUUAAAGAACAUCUCUGUUUUAUUUCUGCUCUUUAUUGAAGUUAAACAUUCACCAAAAAAAGACAAAUCUGAUGAUGGUUUUUGGGAGAAACUAAUUUCUGCGUAGGCAAAAGUAUGACCUGAUACAGUACUUUGGCCCAUUCAAGUUUUCAUAGUCAAUACUAAAAUUCACUUAUGCUAACUGUUCAACUUAUUGUCCAGGUAUAUCGUGUAAUUUAUACUGAGCUAAUUUUAAGACUACUCCAUCGUAAGCUAGAAUUUUGGUGACUGUUUUUCUUCAGGAAGUUCUGUGUUUAACAUCUUUAUAUUUUCCAGAACAUACCUGUGCAUCAGGAAUGUCAACAAUAUUACAAGUGUCUUUUUAGUGUGGCUUUAGUAUGGCUUCAUUUUAAUAUUGUACAUACAUUGUACUUUGUUUAUGAUAAUAAGUAAUAAAAAUGUAGACUUCAUAUUUUGUACAAAAUGUCCUAUGUACAGAAUAAAAAACGUUCAUAGAAACAGCAAACAUAGGUAAGUGGCACAAUUAUUUUUCAUUAGACAAUAUCUGUAACUUUAUGCUUUAGUGAAAUGUUAAGUUCAAGUGUACCUACAUAUUUUUUAACUUUUUGUAUUUCAAGACUUUUUGUUCUGACAUUGUUUAUGAAGAGAAACUUCAUACACUUGCCAUUUAAUAUGCUCUUUUAUCUAAUUUUAAAAUUCUAAAAAUGGUGUAUUAUAUGGUCUAAAUAAAGAACAUGUGAGUUUUA
Antechinus flavipes (yellow-footed antechinus) is the source of this 4594-nucleotide messenger RNA. It is a transcript of the gene PPP2R5C, whose product is annotated as protein phosphatase 2 regulatory subunit B'gamma. NCBI's taxonomy places the organism in Eukaryota, Metazoa, Chordata, Mammalia, Dasyuromorphia, Dasyuridae. The transcript has 16 exons. Gene Ontology annotation, molecular function: protein phosphatase activator activity. Gene Ontology annotation, biological process: signal transduction; protein dephosphorylation. Bases 115 to 1848 code for a protein of 577 amino acids. The record is from RefSeq and is a predicted model, not a curated record. Gene Ontology annotation, cellular component: cytosol; nucleus; protein phosphatase type 2A complex.